Harpia harpyja (harpy eagle) is the source of this 2988-nucleotide messenger RNA. It is a transcript of the gene CCDC3, whose product is annotated as coiled-coil domain containing 3. Gene Ontology annotation, cellular component: extracellular region. Bases 1 to 864 code for a protein of 287 amino acids. The record is from RefSeq and is a predicted model, not a curated record. The transcript has 3 exons. Gene Ontology annotation, biological process: negative regulation of gene expression. Lineage: Eukaryota; Metazoa; Chordata; Aves; Accipitriformes; Accipitridae.
AUGCCGCCUCCACCGCGGCUGCUGCCGCUGCUGGUGCUGGGCUUGGGGCUGGGGCUGGGGGGGCGGGUGGGCGGCGGGGGGGGCUGCCAGUUGCCGGCCGAGUGGCGACCGCUUAGCGAAGGCUGCCGAGCCGAGCUGGCGGCGAUCAUCGUCUACGCGCGGGUGCUGGCGCUGCACCCCGACCCCUACGGUGCUUAUAACUACCUGCCUUGGCAGAGGGGCCCCCCCGGCGGCCCCCAACAGGGAGCGGGGGGGCUUUUUUAUUCGGCCGAGAUCGAGCUGCUGUGCGAUCAGGCGUGGGGCAGCAUGUUGGAGGUGCCCGCCGGCUCCCGCCUCAACCUCACCGGCCUCGGUUACUUCUCCUGCCACUCGCACACCGUCAUGCAGGGCUACGCUUAUUUCUUCUUCCUUCGAAUGGAUGAGAACUACAUCCUCCUGCCGCACGGAGUCAACUUCCAGGAGGCGAUUUUCCCGGACACCCAGGAGAACAGAAGGAUGUUUGCCAGCCUUUUCCAGUUUUCUAACUGCUCGCAGGCGCAGCAUGUCUUGAGCUUCUCCAGUGACUGGGAGAUUCAGGAGGACAACCGGCUCAUGUGCUCCUCGGUCCAGAAAGCCCUGUUUGAGGAGGAGGACAGAGUGAAGAAGCUGCAGCAGAAAGUGGCGACGCUGGAGAAGCGCAACAAGCAGCUGCGAGAUCGGGUGAAGAAAGUCAAGAGGUCUCUCCGGCAAGCCAGGAAAAACACCAGGCACAUGGAGCAGAUGAACCGAAAGCUCAGCGAGAAACUUUCCUCUGCAGGUGGUCAAAUCCCCUAUAUUAACUCUUUGAAGCAGGAGAACUCCCAUGCUACCUACCUUAAAGUAUAAUCAAGGGUAAGUGCUCAGACCAAUGGUAAUGGCGAAUUUUCCCUGCAUUAGAUCAGGAUCUGGCCCUCACACCUUGUCUACACUGUGCUUCAAACCUUGCACGGAAAAUGAAUCUGAACUUGCUUUAGACACAGUGCUAGAUUAAACAAGAAUGCAAACUGGAUUGGGCUGUGUGUUGGAGGCACAGCCCAAAGCCAUGUCCUCGCUGUCCUCAGUGGACACAGGGCCAGACAGUAAUCUGUGCUUCUCCGCCCUCACCCCACUCCACCUCCGUCACCAGUUUUAGGUUCUCUUUGAUGAAAGUGCCAGUUCAGCCCCAUGGGCCAUUGCAGGCACUUGACACAGGAGCUCUGCUUGCCAACUUACCUCCUCCACGUGGACUGGGCAAGCGAGGCCGGGGGGUAUAUGGAGAUGGAUGCUGCAGGAAAGAUGCAGGCAUGAAUGCUCUUUGCACCAUCAUCACCCCCAAGCUCUCAACCUCCCUUAAGCUUCACUAAAGUCUACAUCCAGUGUCUGAGCAAAGGCUACGUCCAGGACACAGUCAGUUUGGGCCCCUCUUCAAAAUGAAGGAUAGAUGUGCCCAAAUUUUCUUUAGACUGUUUCUAAAUAUGCCUAAAUAUUCUACAUAAAAUAUCUAAUAUUUUUUAUUUUACCAGGAAGUGCCUUAAGGGUCUCAGUAACUCCCUCAGGUGCCUUUAUGAUUGCCCAGCCAACAGGGUUGGAAACCACGUCAUUGCAGGACUGUGUCUAGGACCUAAUCCAGCUCCUGCAGUCAGGAAUGGACUUUGCCUGACUGUUAGUGGGUGCUGGAUCAGGCCCAGCAGACAAUUUCAGAUCCUGUUUUCAAGCAGGUUUAAUUUGCAGCGUGGACAAGGCUUCAAGUUUGUAAUCACUGUUUGAGGUAUAAUGGAGGUUGCUGGGCAGCCUCACUUAGUUACACUUAGAUACUGUAGAGACCGCAUCAAUAUCAACAGGGCAUUAAAAAUUAAGGUAGUUUAUAUAUGUAUAUAUUUUAAAAUCCUAUAGAAAAUAUUUUUAUUACACAUUUGAUAUAGUCUAAUUUCUUAAAAUAUGAAGUAAAUCCUGUUUCUUGGUUAUCUUGCUAAGAAAAAAGUCCAUCAUCUAUUAAACAUUUACAAACUGACUUCUGCUCAAACAGCAUAGGUUAAGGCACCAGUAUCUGUGGCUGAUAAUGUUUUCAGCUGUGUUAAUAUACCAGAGCAUAUCUUGGGUCUUGGUACUCAACCAAUCGUCUUUCAUAACAGGGCACCAUAAGGACAGAAAGGUAGGAGAGUUUUUGUGUUUUCUUCCCUUCUCAGAAUAGUUUUUCUUACUCCAAGCAUGAGACCCAAGUGCAGAUAUGCUUCAUGCUUUUUGACAGGGGCAGCCAGCCCUUGCCCAGCCCUGGGCAACACUGACAAUCUGCCAGGGCUAAACCCGAUUUGUACAAGGUGGACUGAUCCAGAUGAUCUUUAACAUAGAGGUGAGGCCCUCAGAAAUAACAGUAUGCAAACCAUUGCUCUGCUUUUAACUUUCCACACUUUACCAGAUCACUGCAUGGUCUCCAUACUGUGUCUCAGCACUCAAAAUUAGAGUAUAUCGAGGCUACAGCCCUGUUGGACCAUGCUUUAACUAUCCUUGUGCUAGAAAAGGCCUGUAUCAGCUUUCACCCUGAGCUUUAGUCCAAGCUGAACUCAGAAGUUAAGCCUUGUGUUGGCUUCUAGGAUGCUGCUGAGUUUAAUUACCCUCCAGUUUUGUUCCUUUUGGAAAUAGAGCUCCCCCCCACCCCGCCCUUGAAAUAAUAUUGGCAUUUCUUCAGGUUCUGACUCCUCCACAAGCUCCAUCAGUUUCAAAGGCUUUGCCUACCGAAUCAGCACAAUUUGAGUUGUUUUGUGCUGUAGUCAGCAAUGCUGUUUCCUGAGAAUUACUACAGACGUAAGGCUUCCCUAGAAGCCAUCAAGAGAUUUUAACUCCAAAAUUUAAAUCCAUAGGAAAGUAACUAAUUCUUUUUGGUUUGUUUCUUUGUUUCUAAACUGCUGUUUAAAUAAAUGAGCUGUUUUUCCUGGUAUAGGUAUUAAAAGCUUGUGUUCUAAUUUUUUGUUAAUAAAAAUAUUCCCUCUGGUA